CCCCUAUCGAUUGGUCUUGUCGAUGCUUCGAUUGCACCGUAAGCGUGCAGGAGACGGUGUACCUGCAGCAUUUUAGUACGAUAGCACGCAGAAACGUGCCUCGAUCAAGCUCCAACAAGGUUAACCAAGCUCACACGAGGCAGUCAAGCUUCUGCUUGGUGGGUUGCAUAUGUUGGGUGGGCCGUUGAGAGCAAUUGGCUGGCCGCAGUAAUAUAGAAGUGCAGCCGCUGAAGUAAAAAGCCUUCUGGCCGUUGCGCCGCUCAUGGCGCAGCAAGCGCUCGCGCAGGCACACUACGCUGGCGGUUAUCCUGGAGCAGUGUCCUACGUUGCGCCGGCAGGCUACCCUACCUCUGUCUUCUCCUCGUACUACGCGGUACCGUCAGGCCAGGAGCCGCAACCGGCGCUCUAUGACCCCGUCCUUAACAUUACAUACCCUCGCAACCUGACCAAUCCAGACACCAUUCCCACUAACGAUCCUGAUCCGAUAUACCUACCGCAGCCGAUCGCCAACCUGACCACCGCACAGCAGCAGCUCGUGAUUGACAAUGUGCUCGGCCAGAUCGGCGAGCUCAUCAAUGGCACUUACAUUACGGGCAACUGCAGCAAAUGCAUCGCUGCUCUUUCGGUUGCAAAGAGUGCUGCGCAGCUUGCUCCUGCCUUGGUCCCGGCCGCGAUGGUGCAGCUCUGUACAAGCACUGGCUUCCACUCAGCGUCUACUUGUGCAGAGGACUUUGCGGCAGACACUUUCGGUGCCAUCUGGACGCAAAUCCUGGCUUUGGCCGAUGUCAGCGGUCUGGAUGGGCAGUAUAUCUGUAACUCUCUCAGCAGCUCCUUCUGCGCGGCUCCACCUGUCUCGCCCUUAAACACGACUGGCCUGUUCACGAAGCCUAAGCCAGCAAACGCCACGGCACCGCCUGCAAGCGGACAGCGUGUGAAGGUGCUCCAUAUGAGUGACUUUCACCUGGACCCUCGCUACAAAGUGGGCUCAGAAGGGAACUGCAGUAGCGGCCUUUGCUGUCGCAGCAACGUGGCCAACAGCGGCCUCAGAAGUGGCCAAAUCAGCUACCCAGCUCCGGCGUAUGGUUCGUACCUCUGCGAUACGCCUUACGACCUAGGGCUUGCAGCCCUGCAGGCUGUUGCUCCUCUCACCGGCACAUGUGUGGAUGAGCCUCUUGCCUGGACCGUCUAUACUGGUGAUCUUGUCGCUCACGAUCCGCAAUCUCAGCUCAGCCGCGCCUUCACUGAAUACAGUGAAGAGAGUAUUUACUACAUGUUCAGCAAGUACCUCACUGGGCCCGUCUUCCCAGCGCUAGGCAACCAUGACACCAACCCCGAAGCCAUCGAUGCACCUUACUCAAUGCCGGGCAAUCUGAGCCAGCAGCAGAGCUGGAAUUACGAUCACGUCGCUAGUCUCUGGCAGCUUAAUGGUUGGCUAAAUGCCACUGCUGCUCAGCAGGCGCGGACGCACUAUGGCGCAUACAGUGUGAAGAAUCACUAUGGUCUCCGCAUCAUUACCUUCAACACUGAUUUCUGGUAUCAUUCGAACUUUCUCAAUUUCAUCAACACUUCCAAUCCGGACGUCAGCGGUACCUUCAAGUUCAUGAUCCAGGAGCUGCAGGCUGCUGAGGACGCUGGCGAGCAAGUCUGGAUCAUUGGUCACGUGCUUUCUGGCUGGGAUGGCUCGAACCCCAUAGUCAAUCCGACAAACCUCUUCUACCAGAUUGUUGAUCGCUACAGCCCUCACGUCAUCAGGAACAUCUUCUUCGGCCACACGCACGAAGAUGAGGUUAUGAUUUACUACGCGAACAACGCUACCAACAUGAGCUUGGGCACUGCACUGAGCACUGGCUGGGUCGGGCCCUCGGUCACGCCUCUGACGAACCUGAACUCCGGUUUCCGCAUGUACGAGGUAGAUACUGGGUCAUUCGACAUCUACGAUGCCUACACCUGGUAUGCGGACGUCAGCUCUUUCCCGAGCCUGGUGAACUCCUCGCAUGGCCCAACCUUCCAAUUCGAGUACAGCACGCGCGAUACAUAUGGUCCUGCUGCGAAUUGGCCGGCGACUGCACCGCUGAACGCUACCUUCUGGCAUGCCGUUACGAUGGCUAUGGAGACUAACCCUGCUCUUGUGAACACCUUCAAUAAGUUUGAGGGCAAGAGCAGCAAUAGCGGCUUCACCACGAACUGCACCUGUACCGGCUGCGUAAACGCUAAGAUUUGCUAUAUGCGCAGUGGCUCAGCUGCGCUCGGGCGGGCUUGUCCGCAGGGCUUCAGCAGCGUGCAGAGUGCAUUCACUGGCAAGUGCUAGGCGGUCGCGUUAGGAGACAUCAUAUCAGUAAUGCCAGUGCUGGAGACAGAGGUACUGCGUCGGUGCAAGUGAUGGUGUUAAGAGACAUGUAUACAGACAAUGCAGCUCACGAAGCUCACCUGCAGAGUUACAGGACGCUUAGAUAGGCAAAUAAUGGCAUGUAUCAGAAGCUUUGUCACACACCCGAAGGCU
Molecule: messenger RNA, 2500 nt
Organism: Baudoinia panamericana UAMH 10762
Lineage: Eukaryota; Fungi; Ascomycota; Dothideomycetes; Mycosphaerellales; Teratosphaeriaceae
Exons: 6
Coding region: 263-2308 (681 amino acids)
Molecular function (GO): hydrolase activity
Source: RefSeq, a predicted model, not a curated record